Molecule: messenger RNA, 318 nt
Organism: Ostertagia ostertagi
Lineage: Eukaryota; Metazoa; Nematoda; Chromadorea; Rhabditida; Trichostrongylidae
Source: the annotation of a GenBank genome assembly
AUGACCUUUUUGGGUGCGGUCAAGGUGGAAGUGGAGUUGGAAGGAGGCGGUAAGGCAGAAGUGGCGUUUCAUAUAUCGGAUGUGAAGGAGGAGGAAAUACUGUUAGGUACAAAUGCCCUAAAAGAUGUAGGUGUGCAGGUGGUGCUGGCGCCAAGAGAGGCUAAGACGCAUUCUCUUGUGUGCGAGAGGGAGUUAACGGGAACAGACCGUGUGAAGAUGGACAUUGACACUGGGGAGCAUAAACCGGUGAAGAUGAAAGCUCGUCCAGUUCCUCUAGGGAACAUGGAAAAGAAUGGUCGAAAUGUGGAUAAUGCUUGA